This is a messenger RNA of Cylicostephanus goldi, 599 nucleotides long. Lineage: Eukaryota; Metazoa; Nematoda; Chromadorea; Rhabditida; Strongylidae. The record is from the annotation of a GenBank genome assembly.
AGUCAACAAAACUAGAACAAAACUAUCCCCAAUAUUCGAGAAAUAUACCGUACCCAGCUCUUCCUCCACCUAGGUCUAGGAAACCGCAGGUAUUUCCAGCCACUAAUUUCUUUUGUCUUGCCUGUAUCUUUGCUCUAGUUAUUCCGUCCGCCGUUGCUCAGACUUUUCAGAUCUGUGGUAUCACCCAGUAUGCUCAUGUGCUGCCGUUCCCCGAGCCUGUUGCAUGUCAUGUCGCUCCAUCCGAGGCAAUGGUUCGUACCAAGGUCCAGCUCUACAAUAUCAAAAAUGAUCCGCUUCAGCUGGCCGCAGUUAAGUGUUAUAUGGAUAUCAUUGAAGUUUCCGUCUAUAAUAUUUUGUACAUCCGAACAACGUAUUCCAUAAUCGAUCGCCUUCGCUUGCCCAUCUCUGCGGAAGAUUGCCGUACAGCCAAGACGAUUUAUAUCAUUCGGGGACACUAUCUUCACCAAGUGACUAUCUAUAUGACGUCGGAGAUUGAAGACAUGAACACUUCUUUGCCCUUGUGGGGUACUACCAUUCAGAUGAGAAGUCUCUAUUCCAUGGAGAUAGGGGAAGUCGCAGUUUUGAUGGUCGUUCUCUAG